Molecule: messenger RNA, 1653 nt
Organism: Musa acuminata AAA Group (dessert banana)
Lineage: Eukaryota; Viridiplantae; Streptophyta; Magnoliopsida; Zingiberales; Musaceae
Exons: 2
Coding region: 142-1548 (468 amino acids)
Biological process (GO): porphyrin-containing compound biosynthetic process
Cellular component (GO): cytoplasm
Molecular function (GO): 4 iron, 4 sulfur cluster binding; coproporphyrinogen oxidase activity
Source: RefSeq, a predicted model, not a curated record
UUUUGCAAGCCGAGAAAAAGACUCUCAAAGUCAAGGCGUCUCUUCCUUGGCCUUCUCUAUACCAAAUCGGUUCCUUUUGUCACUGCAUCCAAUAUAUAGCCAUUGUUGAUGCUUGAAGCUUCACAAAACCCUAGUACGUAGAUGCUGAGAUCCACUUUCCUCCCCUUCUUCAUCUCAUCUCCCUUUCCACCGGCUCAAGCCUUCGCCCUCAGGGCGUACCUUCCGCGUCCACCACCUGUUUGUAAAUAUUCCUCCUCGGCCCAGUCCCCACCCCCGCCCCCGCCCACCUCCGCCUACGUCCACCUCCCUUUCUGCCGCAAGCGGUGCCACUACUGCGACUUCCCGAUCAUCGCUCUCGGUUCCUCCACGCCGCACCGCCCGGACACCGACCCCAGAAUCUCGAACUACGUGCAGCUCCUCCUCCGCGAGAUUGCGGCGACCAGAGCCUGGUCCGACGACUGCUCGCCCCUCGAGACCGUGUUCUUCGGCGGUGGCACGCCGUCGCUAGUCCCUCCGGGCUUCGUCUCGUCCAUCCUCGACGCGCUGAAGUCGAGAUUUGGCAUGUGCGAUAGCCCGGAGGUGUCGAUUGAAAUGGACCCUGGAACGUUUGAUAAGGAAAAGAUGGAACGGCUGCUUGAGCUGGGAGUGAACCGGGUGUCGCUCGGUGUUCAGGCGUUCCAGGAGGAGCUGCUGAGGGCUUGCGGGAGAGCCCACGGCUUGAAGGAUGUCUAUGAAGCCAUUGAGAUUGUCACCGACUGCAGUGAGCUGCAGAAUUGGAGCAUGGACCUCAUCUCGUCCUUGCCCCAUCAGUCCCAAGAAAUGUGGGAAGAGAGCUUGCGCUGUGCCAUCAGUGCUCGUCCUACGCAUGUCUCCGUUUACGACCUGCAGGUUGAGCAAGGCACCAAGUUUGGUCAUUUGUAUACUCCAGGAGAAUUUCCUCUACCAACAGAGAUGCAGUCGGCAGAUUUUUACAGGACUGCUUCACGGAUGCUUUCUGGGGCAGGUUAUAGCCACUAUGAGAUCAGUAGCUACUGCAAGGAUCGGUAUGAGUGCAAGCACAAUCUCACCUACUGGCUGAACAGAUCUUUCUAUGGAUUUGGCCUUGGAUCUGCAAGCUACAUCAAUGGCGUGAGGUUUUCAAGGCCAAGAAGAUUGAAGGAGUACGAGGAAUGGGUGCAGAAGUUGGAAGAUGGAUUGGUAGUGCUUCAUGAGGACAUCAGUGUCGACACAAAGGACAUGGCAAUGGAUGUUGUGAUGCUGUCCUUGAGAACGGCAAAAGGUCUUGACCUGAGGGGCUUUGCAAAAUGCUUUGGGAAGAGCCUGGCACGCUCUUUGUGCCAAGCCUUGAGACAGUAUGUAGAGAGUGGGCAUGUGGUUGUCAUGGAUGAUGAUAGAAAUAUGUUGUCUUACCCUGAGUUUGAGUUGAAGAUGAGUGAGGAUAAUGAUGAAAUGGGUAAUGGAGUUGCAUCCAUUCGGCUUAGUGAUCCAGAUGGUUUCCUCCUGUCUAAUGAGUUGAUAUCCAUUGCAUUUGGAAUUAUAUCUCCAUAAUAUCCUGUGAGACUUUCGAAACUCAUCUGUUGUUUACGGCAAUGUUUUAAUCAUGUCCAAAUCUAUCAAUUGAAAUAUAAUUUUUCCCGCAUUGUUUAACCAGAA